UGAUAGACUGUGACCAAGAGAUAAACACAAUAUUUUUUUUAUUGCGUUAUCAAGUAUGUAUGAUUUCACUUAGCAGAUACAGUGCUCAUCACAUGUCCACGAGAAUUUGUGUCGUGCUGCAGAGUGACAGAUGAGAAGGAUCGCUCCAUGAAGGGCCAAAUGCGACUUUCGGCCACGCUGGCGGCGCUGGUGGUGGUUGCGGCGUCGUCCGGAGAGCCGCAGAACCCCACGCAGGGGAUGGAUCUGCUCAACUUCAUUCUGACGGAAGGAGACCCGAAGACGCAACUCUGCGGAUACUUAACGUGUCAUCCGCCGCUCGGGAGAGAAGAUUGCCCUGAGGGAACGCUUUUCGUCGAAGGAGUGAGGCAGUUUGGAUGCUGUGGCGCCUGCGUUCGGUUUUUGCAGUACAACGAAACCCAGUGCACGGGGAGCAUCGACCCAAACUUCGGCGGCGGCUACGGGAUCCUGCAGGACCUCCAGGACGAGGAGAGGAACGGGAGGGUGGCUUCACUUCCUGACGACGACCUCAACAUCGUGCACUCGAGAUGGUGCGAUUACUCCCUGGGAUGCUACAACGGCACCUGUCUGCCUGACGAGGACGGGCGCGGGUGUCGCUUCGUCCGGGACAGGUACGACGAGGCGCGGGCGAACGGGGACUACGAGGCCUACCGCGACGACUACCGCUGGAGGCCCGAGUGCUCGCCCGACGGGACUUACGAACCCAAGCAGUGCAAGGGGCCCGCCAGCGAGGCCAGAUGCUUCUGCGUGGACCCCGACGGCAAUACCAUCUUCGGCAGCGCCUUCCCAGAGCAAGAAGAACUCCUCUCUACAAUGAACUGCCAAUGCUCUCGGCUGGCGUGGGCGCGUGAGGCAGCUAGGGACAGGACCGCCACGCUUCACUGCGCCCUCAACGGGAAUUUCGAGGAGCUGCAGUGUGAGGCGGGAUGGUGCUUCUGCAUUAACCCCCUGGACGCGAAACCCUACGGCAAAAGGAUACCAGAGCAAGCCAUGUUUCUUCUGCCUUGCUACAACGUCACCGAGGUAGGCGAGCAGUACCUGAGGCGCUGCGAGAGUGAGUACCACGCCCACCAAGUGCUCUACACGGAGAUGAUGAUGCGCGGCACGGAGGGACCCUCGACCCGCCUGCGCUGCGACCCCGACGGAUCCUACAGCGCCGAACAGUGCGACUAUGACAUGUGCCGCUGUUAUGACAGAUAUCUCAACAAUUUGGGAAUUUCUCGAGGAGGCUGCAAGUGUGCACGGGACAAGCAGUACUACGUGCAGCAGCAAGUGCUGAUGGAUAUCGAUUGCCGGGCUCCCGACGGCGGCGAGGCAGGGACGUACAGCGUUGUGCAGAAACGGGGCGGCUACUCCUUCUGCGUGGACGAGGAUGGGGUGCGAGCAGGACCUCUGUUGUGCAGUGACUAUGAGUCGAAGCUCGACUGUGAUCUGGCAAAGGAGUGUCAGAAGGGAGGCGAUUAUUCCAAGACGUGUAAAAAAGUGUGUAUGAACUGUCCCCCUGAAGCCUAUGCCUUAAACAACCCGGCGUGCACCAAUAUUUAAUCGAAACACCCCAGCAUGUCUAAUAUUUAAUUGACUGUGUGUAUGUUCGUUAUCGAUACCAUAUUCGGCUUAAUACUUUUUAACAAUAUAGGAUUUGUUUGUUUCGAUGGUUUUAUAAGGGCGCCAGGUUUCGGCUGCUGGUUUGUCCAGCUUCUCUCGGACCAGAAGCAAGAACCAAGAAGCGACGAGUGAUUGGCGGGAAAACGUUUCUAAUGCACUGGUUUUACACUAAUUGCAUAUCUUAAAUGAGACUACUUUAAACUUCUUAUAUUAUACAUUUAUUUGCACAGAAACUGGACUGUGUUGUCCGUUGUUGUUAAAGAAUUCUGACGUUAUACCCUUUCACCUACGCUGAAAUAGGUACAACGUACAUGAUAUCUGAAGUGAACUGCAAAUAAAGGCAUUGUUUUCAA
This is a messenger RNA of Penaeus chinensis, 1976 nucleotides long. RefSeq lists its product as uncharacterized. Gene Ontology annotation, biological process: cell-matrix adhesion. Bases 148 to 1563 code for a protein of 471 amino acids. Gene Ontology annotation, cellular component: basement membrane. The record is from RefSeq and is a predicted model, not a curated record. NCBI's taxonomy places the organism in Eukaryota, Metazoa, Arthropoda, Malacostraca, Decapoda, Penaeidae. The transcript has 11 exons.